GGGGAAUUUUUCUACAUAAAAAGUCAAUUAUUGGGAGACUAAGUGAGCAGUUUGUGAUAACAAUCACUGAUGACCUAAGUCCACAUGCCAUGUGAAGAGCUUUUCGUUUCACAAAACAUAAUAGGAGCUCAAUGGGCCUAAAGAAAAAAGUAGAGAAGGCUUUAUUUUUAAAGGUAGGCUACUAUGUAGGCUGCACUUAACUUCUAAAAUGAAAAAGAAACGAUAAAAAAAAAAACAACAACAGCAUUUUAUUAUUAUUUAUACUCCAGGUGUAUCUUAAUUUUUCCUCUAAUCAACAAAAAGGCAUUCCUGAGAAUAUUGUUGUAAAGGUAAUCAUUUCAUAGGUUUUUGCUGUGUCCUUAAUUUAAAUGUUCAUCCUGUUAGUCAUCCUCCAGGUGAAAAUUUACAUACUGUUAUGAUAAAACUUAAAAAGAUGGUUAAAAUUAUCAAAAUAGACAUCAAGUUUGUCCCUCAUGUAGCCUAAUCUGAGCCACUGGGCAAUGGUUAACUUUAGCUCUUUAUUUCCGUCCUGUUUUGUAAUAAGUUAAAGUUAUAAAAGUCUAUCAAUCUAAUUAAUACAUUUACCUGAAUUAAUUGCUCUUUCGUGUGACUGAUCCGUUGAAAUACACAGCACAUCUCGUCCAACAAGCGCAACCGUUGAUUUUUGAAAUCCAUUUGGCGCCACCUAGAGUUCGCGCGCUCACGUCCAGGAACUGUCUGUUCAACAGAUCGCAUUUCCACCCGAGCAAAAUUGACGGUAACACGCAGGAAAUAUGGCGAACCACCUUCGAUUCAUCGCUCGGACUGUCAUGGUCCAGAACGGCAAUGUUGAUGCGGCAUAUGGCGCUCUGAGCAGAGUGCUGUCCUCGGACGGAAUAAUUGAAUCUGUGAGACGCAGGAGAUACUAUGAGAAACCCUGUCGUAUGCGACAGAGAAAGAGCUACGACAACUGUAAGAGAAUCUACAACACUGAGAUGGCCCGAAAGAUAUCUUUCGUAGCAAGGACACAAAGACAAGAUCCAUGGCUUGGAUGUUAAGAUGACAUAAACAGACUGUUCACGUUGACCAACAGAUGAGUCAUGCACUGUGAUCUGCCUCAGAAGCACCUUUGGUGUUUUGCAAAGAUCCAUGGGAACAUUUUAACACUUAGAUCAUCAAAAGGUCAUUGCAGGACUGUGUUCUGUCAUCACCCUAUUUCCAUUUUGGAUGUUGUGAUAUUGUAGGCUAUAAAGCAUUGUAUGUUGUUGUUAAUAAUAAAAAAUUGUUAAAUCAUAAGAACUUGUCAUUUUGAUUUAACAACAUUAACAAUAAAUGCAUUGUAAAUAUA
Molecule: messenger RNA, 1327 nt
Organism: Ctenopharyngodon idella (grass carp)
Lineage: Eukaryota; Metazoa; Chordata; Actinopteri; Cypriniformes; Xenocyprididae
Gene: mrps21
Product: mitochondrial ribosomal protein S21
Exons: 2
Coding region: 774-1037 (87 amino acids)
Biological process (GO): translation
Cellular component (GO): ribosome
Molecular function (GO): structural constituent of ribosome
Source: RefSeq, a predicted model, not a curated record